This is a messenger RNA of Coniophora puteana RWD-64-598 SS2, 1382 nucleotides long. Its product is annotated as clathrin adaptor mu subunit. Gene Ontology annotation, cellular component: cytoplasmic vesicle; AP-2 adaptor complex. Bases 1 to 1275 code for a protein of 424 amino acids. Gene Ontology annotation, molecular function: clathrin-cargo adaptor activity. The record is from RefSeq and is a predicted model, not a curated record. The transcript has 9 exons. Gene Ontology annotation, biological process: clathrin-dependent endocytosis; intracellular protein transport. NCBI's taxonomy places the organism in Eukaryota, Fungi, Basidiomycota, Agaricomycetes, Boletales, Coniophoraceae.
AUGGCCAGCAGAAUUGACGCGUUUGGCACACUCGAGGUCCUCAUCUCCCGCUUGUACCGCCCCGACUUCAAACGCUCGAUCGCGGACGUGUUCAGAAUACAAGUCGUGUCCAACAGCGACGUGCGCUCGCCCAUCAUCACCCUCGGCUCGACGAGUUUCUUCCAUGUGCGGGUGAACAACCUCUACGUCGUCUGCGUCACCAAGACAAACGCGAACGCGGCGCUCGUGUUCGAGUACUGCUACCGCUUCAUCUCGAUUUCCAAGUCGUAUUUUGGCAAGGUGGACGAAGAGGCGGUCAAGAACAACUUUACGCUCAUAUAUGAGCUCAUUGAUGAAAUAUGCGACUUUGGGUACCCGCAGAACAGCGAAGCGGACACGCUCAAGACGUACAUCACCACCGAGAGCAUCAUCUCGUCUGCGUUCCAGGCUGAGGAGUCCUCGAAGAUCACGUCACAAGCGACGGGCAAUACGAGCUGGCGGCGCGGCGAUGUCAAGUACAAGAAGAACGAGGCGUUCGUGGAUGUAGUCGAAACUGUGAACCUGAGCAUGAGUGCCAAAGGCACGGUCCUCCGCGCGGACGUCGACGGGCACAUCCAGAUGCGUGCCUACCUCACGGGCACGCCCGAGUGCAAGUUCGGGUUGAACGAUAAGCUCGUGAUCGACCGCGCCGAGCGCGGGAGCAUCGCGGACGCAGUCGAGCUCGACGACUGCCGGUUCCACCAGUGCGUGCGGUUGACCGAGUUUGACAGCGACCGGACGAUCAGCUUUGUCCCGCCCGAUGGCGAGUUUGAGCUCAUGCGGUACAGGAGCACGUCGAACGUGAAGCUGCCGCUGCGGAUUAUGACGACCGUGAACGAGGUCGGGACGUCGCAGGUGACGUACAUUGUCGCUGUCAAGGCCAACUUUGGCGCGAAGCUGUCCGCCACGAACGUCGUGCUGCGCAUCCCCACGCCGCUCAACACGACGUCGGUCGAGUGCAAGGUCGCGACGGGCAAGGCCAAGUACGUGCCCGCGGAGAACGUGGUCAGCUGGAAGAUACCGCGUGUGCAAGGCGGACAGGAGUGUACGUUUACUGCCACGGCGGACCUGACGAGCACGACGGUGCGCCAGGUGUGGGCGCGCCCGCCGAUCGACGUCGACUUCCAGGUGCUCAUGUUCACCGCGUCGGGCUUGAUCGUGCGGUUCCUCAAGGUGUUUGAGGCGGGCGGGUAUAACAGUAUUAAGUGGGUGAGGUAUCUUACGAAGGCGAGUGGGACGUAUCAGGUUCGGUUCUGAGGGUUGGUUGGGAGAGCUCGGAUGGUGGUGGUGGAUCCUUAGCUUUAGAUAGGGACGUUGUUAACAGUAUACCACAGUCUUGCAUGUCAUUUCAUUGAAUAACGGAC